AUGCAUUUCAAGUACAUCGCACUCACAUUUGCUACAUAUGCUGCUAGCAAUGUACUAGCAGCACCAGUCCCCGACUCUUCUGAUGGAACUGGUCUGAAGGUCCGAGCUGAGGUGCAACCCCAGGCACAAGACGUCAAUGUCGAGGACGGCAAGGACCAUCAACAGUAUACCAAUGACAAAAACGAGCCGGUGGUGGCAGCAUCGGCCUAUGUACAGGAGGACACUGUAGAGCAUCCAGCAGAGAAGCCAAAGGAGGGGACUCAGCUUCCUAAAGAUCAGAAGAAACCAGUAGAUGCGGUGCCGGUAACUGAUGACAAGAAGCAAGAGGCGCUGCCGGAGUAUCAGCAGGACACUGUUGACACUGUUGACACUGUUGGUACACCCAAGGAGCAGCCGGAGCAUCAGCAGGACACUGUUGGCACACCCAAGGACCAGCCGAAGCAUCAGCAGGACACUGUUGACACACCCAAGGACCAGCCGGAGCAUCAGCAGGACACUGUUGACACACCCAAGGACCAGCCGGAGCAUCAGCAGGACAUUGUUGACACUGUUGACACUGUUGACACACCCAAGGAGCAGAACAAGGGCAACGUCGAAGACCACAAGGACCAGGACCAGAAGAAGAACCUACCAAAGCAUCAGCAGGACACUGUUGACACAGUUGACACACCCAAGGAGCAGAACAAGGGCAACGUCGAAGAGAACAAGAACAACGUCGAAGAGAACAAGGACCAGAUAGACAACCAGCAAUUAGCCGCCACCGACACCCAGCUCGAGGACACACAGCACGUCAAAGUUCAGCAGACCGACGAACACCUCGACAACAAACAAGUCGCUGCACCAUCCUACAACGGAGCUCCAACGUACGACCAAGCUCCCCCAACAUACAACCAAGGUCAACGUCGGGGCCAAGGUCAACGUGGCGGUGGCGGCGGGUACGGAGGCGGCGCAGUCCCUGACUCAGGCUCACCCUGUGAUAUCCAUGGCGAGCUCCUGUGCAAUGGCGUUGAGCUGUUUGGACUGUGUCAAUGGGGCCAGGUCAUUUGGCAGUCUGUCGCCCCGGGGACUGCGUGUGUUGAUGGGGAAAUCGCAUAUGCUAGGAGGAUGAGGGUGUAG
Messenger RNA from Fulvia fulva, 1116 nucleotides. RefSeq lists its product as uncharacterized. The transcript is spliced from 3 exons. The record is from RefSeq and is a predicted model, not a curated record. NCBI's taxonomy places the organism in Eukaryota, Fungi, Ascomycota, Dothideomycetes, Mycosphaerellales, Mycosphaerellaceae. The coding region runs from base 1 to 1116 and encodes 371 amino acids.